This is a messenger RNA of Mercenaria mercenaria, 1653 nucleotides long. RefSeq names its product E3 ubiquitin-protein ligase TRIM36-like. Gene Ontology annotation, molecular function: zinc ion binding. The record is from RefSeq and is a predicted model, not a curated record. Lineage: Eukaryota; Metazoa; Mollusca; Bivalvia; Venerida; Veneridae. The transcript has a single exon. Bases 1 to 1653 code for a protein of 550 amino acids.
AUGGCUGACAGUGUGAAAGGGAAAUUAAUAUUCAACGAAUAUAAAUUUUCGGCAAGAAAAUCUAGAAAUACGCAAGGCUGUGACAACUGUUUUGAUGAAGGUGUUACAAAACAAGCAGAGGGAUUUUGUAUUGAUUGUCAGGACUACCUGUGUGGUGACUGUUUCAGAGGUCACCGUCUUCCACGACCAGUGCGUCAUCACAGACUAUUGGAUAAAAAUGAAAUGCCAAAAAGAAAGGUGUCAGUGACUUUAUCUGAGCACUGUAUUAACCAUCAGGGUGAAACACUAAAUUAUUACUGUGACACUCAUGAUAUCGUUGCCUGCACUUUGUGCAUAUUUCAGGAGCAUCGAAAUUGUACCGACAUCUGCACCGUUGUCGAAAAAGCAGACAAAAUUAAAGAAUCUGCUUCAUACAAAGAGCUAUGCAUGAAAUUAACAGAGGCAGGAGAAAGGAUUGGUAAACAAAUUAAAGAGGCAAAAUUAAAAAUAAACAUAAACGAGAAAUCUAACGAAGAAGCAGUUUCAAGCAUCGACAAAUUUCAAAAGGAAUUAAAUAAGAAAAUUGAUUCUUUAAGGAAUCAGAUGGUAAGAGAAUCAGAAGACUUGCAGAAUGGAGUUCGUUUGAAGAUGAAUGAAGGCGAAGAAACGGCAAAAAGAGCAAAAGGGGAACUUGGAGAUCUACAAAACGAUAUCCAAUUUCUGGAAGAAGCAAAUCUGCAUAGUCAGCUCUUUAUAGCCGCAAACAAAGCAAGCAAGCAGCACAAAGAUUUAGAAGACGCAUUAAGACAAAUGGAAAUUAAAAAAGAAAUAAAGAAAUAUCGGUUCAUUCCAAAUCAAAUACUCAUCAAUCUGAUGCAAAAUGUGGAUUCGCUUGGUGAAUUAUUUGUUCAAGACAUAGACAACCCAUCUGAGCCUCCUCAAAGUUUUUACGAAAAUUAUUUGGAAUACGGUUUUCGUAAAUGGUUACCACUUUCAGAAGCCAGCAUCAUGGUUCUUGAUCAUGUUCAAAACUGCAUCUGUCUCGUAGAAAAAAGUGAAUUAAUUGAGAUGAAAUUAACAUCUAGGCCAUGGGACAUUACCACUGUAGCAGAGAACCGUAUUGCUGUUACGAUGCCAAAUGAAAAGAAAAUCAAGAUACUGUAUGUAUCUGAUAACUUUUUGGACGAGAACAGAAUAAGUGAAAAGCAAGAUAUCGUGGUUGAUUCUCGCUGUGAAGGGAUUAUAUGUGCUGAAAACGAUAUGUUCGUUACUUGUUCCAGACCAGCAAAGGUAUUACGUCUUGAUCUGAAUGGUAGUGUAAAACAGGACAUAUCAUCUGACGAAUUUGGUGUAGCGUUAUUUAAGCAACCAGCUUAUAUUGCUUAUCACGGAAAAACAGAUACACUUUACAUAUCUGACAGACAAGCAUCCUCGUUUAUAGCUAUGACAAGAGAUGGAGAAAUCAAAAAGAAGUACGAAAACGUGAUGGAAAUUCCCAUCGCCAUUGUUCCGGAAAAAGAUACUCUUCACGUUACGGGACUGCUUGAAAAUGGACAAAGUCGUAAAUUCGGCUUCCUCGAAAUAUCCAUUGAUGACGGUGAAAUAAAAAUUUCUUCUCCAGCAGACUUCAGAGAGUUUUUGCAGAUAACUGCAUUGGCAUUUCAAAAGAAAUAA